GAUGUCCGGUGUCUCUCAUCCGCAGGCCGCCGCCAUGGCGCUGGCAGAGAAGAAGGGCGGGUUGCUGCGGAAAUCCUCCGCCUCCAAGAAGCCGCUGAAGGAGAAGGUCGUGCUCAUGUACGACGAGAUCUUCAUGAUAGACGACCCCAGCAAGCGCAACCCGCGGUUCUGGGAGGAGCUGUUCCUCAUGAAGGUGAACCUGGAGUACCUGGAGGGGAAGCUGGAGGCUCUGGAUGGCGAGGAGCUCAUGAAGAUAAAGGACAACAUUAACUGCUUGUUCCAGCACUGCAUCCAGGCCCUGGCAGAGGAGCACCCCAUCAGGGUGGUCAACGCGCUGCAGACGCUCUGUGCCUUGAUUCGUGGUGUGCACCAGAAGAACAAAUCCACCUCGGGCUUCGACAUCAUCAACAUGCUCAUGGGAUUCGACAAGGCGGAGCUGUGCAUGAAGAAUCUCAUGGAGAGCUUGGACGCUCUGCUCUGCGCAGAAGGCUCCGAAAGCCUGAAGAGCUUGUGCCUGAAGCUGCUCCUCUGCUUGGUUACGGUGACAGACAACAUCAGCCAGAACACAAUCCUGGAGUACGUGAUGAUCAACAGCAUCUUUGAAGCUAUCUUACAGAUCCUGUCCACCCCCCUGAGCCGCAGGGAGCACGGUUACGACGCUGUAGUCCUGCUUGCCUUGCUGGUAAACUACAGGAAGUACGAGUCGGUGAAUCCAUACAUAGUGAAGCUCUCCAUCGUGGAUGACGAGGCCACGCUCAACGGGAUGGGACUCGUGAUUGCCCAGGCACUGUCAGAGUACAACCAGCAGUACAGGGACAAGGAAGAGGAGCACCAGACCGGCUUCUUCUCAGCCUUGACCAACAUGGUCGGCAGCAUGUUCAUAGCAGACGCUGAUGAGAAAAUCUCUGUCCAGACGAACGAGGCGAUCCUGCUGGCCCUCUACGAAGCCGUGCACCUGAACCGGAACUUCAUCACCGUGCUGGCACAGAGCCAUCCCGAGAUAGGCCUGAUGACGACGCCGGCCAGCCCGGUUCCAACGACGCCCGUCACCCCGCUCGGCACCACGCCGCCCUCGUCAGACGUGAUCGGCUCCACGGAGCUGCCCCUGGAUGCUGACGUGCAGACCAGCAACCUGCUGAUAACCUUCCUCAAGUACAGCUCCAUCGUCAUGCAGGACACCAAAGACGAGCACCGGCUGUACAGCGGCAAGCUCUGCCUCAUCAUCCUGACCUGCAUCGCCGAGGAUCAGUACGCCAAUGCCUUCCUGCACGAUGACAACAUGAAUUUCCGAGUGAACCUUCACCGGAUGCCAAUGCGGCACAGGAAGAAAGCAGCCGACAAGAACCUCCCAUGUCGUCCCCUGGUGUGCGCGGUGCUGGAUCUGAUGGUGGAGUUCAUCGUGACACACAUGAUGAAGGAGUUUCCCAUGGAUCUCUACGUGCGCUGCAUCCAGAUCGUGCACAAGCUGCUGUGCUACCAGAAGAAAUGCCGAGUGCGGCUGCACUACACGUGGCGGGAGCUGUGGUCAGCUCUGAUCAACCUGCUGAAGUUCCUCAUGUCCAACGAGACGGUGUUGUUGGCCAAGCACAACAUCUUCACCUUGGCGCUCAUGGUCGUGAACUUGUUCAACAUGUUCAUCACGUACGGAGACACCUUCCUGCCUACGCCCGGCAGCUACGACGAGCUGUACUACGAGAUCAUCCGCAUGCAUCAGAGCUUCGAUAACCUCUACUCCAUGGUUCUGAGGCUUUCGACCAACGUGGGCCAGUGGAAGGAGCCUGCGAGCAAGGUGACCCAUGCACUGGUCAACAUCAGAGCCAUCAUCAACCACUUCAACCCCAAAAUCGAGUCCUACGCCGCUGUGAACCACAUCUCGCAGCUGUCCGAGGAGCAGGUGCUGGAAGUCGUGCGCUCCAACUACGACACGCUGACGCUCAAGCUGCAGGACGGGCUGGACCAGUACGAGCGCUACUCUGAGCAGCACAAGGAGGCCGCCUUCUUCAAGGAGCUGGUCCGGUCCAUCAGCAUCAACGUGCGGAAGAACCUGGCCUUCAACACGCUGAGCCAGGAGCUGCUGCUCAAGGAGUUCUCCACCAUCUCCUGAGCCGGAGCCGCCGGGGCUGCCCGCGCCCCCACGUGUGCGCUUGGUUCAGGACGCUGUGCCCAAGGAGAGAUGGGCGGACGCACACGCGUGUGUGCAGGGGGUGACGGGAGCAGGCCAGGGGAGGCUGCCCCAGUUCCAGACCCCCGCCCCAGCUCCUUCCCCCCGCUUCCUGGACGCUGCUGGGAAGUGCCUGACUGCCCCCUGCACCGUGGGUUGUGGCCACCCCACGGUCCCAGGCCGUUCCCACACCGGAGCAGUGCUGCACCCCCCCUGCCCCUUCCCCACUGCCAGCUGGGGUGCAGGGGGCACCGUGCGGCCCCCAGAGCCCGCCUGGGGCUGGGAGAGCCCAGGAGAGCCUCUGUCCCUUGCCGUGCUCCUGGCAGGGCCCUGGAGCGGGCGUCUGAGCCUGCCAGGCUGACACGGUCCUGCCACCCCGCGGCUGCCCCCCCGGG
Messenger RNA from Alligator sinensis (Chinese alligator), 2556 nucleotides. RefSeq names its product armadillo-like helical domain containing 3 (gene ARMH3). The transcript has 25 exons. NCBI's taxonomy places the organism in Eukaryota, Metazoa, Chordata, Crocodylia, Alligatoridae. Gene Ontology annotation, cellular component: cytosol. The record is from RefSeq and is a predicted model, not a curated record. Gene Ontology annotation, biological process: regulation of Golgi organization. The coding region runs from base 2 to 2104 and encodes 700 amino acids.